AAUUUCCCUGAGUCGCCGAUAAAAGUAAUUUACUUUGAGCGGCAGCCCUGUCAGCUGUUUACACUAUUCCGCAGAUGUCUUCUGCCUCUUAAUUCUAGCAGUGUUCCAGAAGUUUCGCAAGCAAUUCCUCCCGAAUCACUACAUCGAAUUGAGGACUGUUUAGAACGAUAAAAUAACACCCAAGGAGUUCAUGUAUGCUCACAUCCACAGCUCGGGACGCCCUGCUGGGAAUUAACCACGGCCAAGAGGAGAGGAGUCUGCGGCAGUUGAACGACGACCAGUUCUUGGAUAACUGUAUGCGCAUUGGCCACGUGCGGAUCGAUCCGGUAUACCAGACAUGGCGCUGGAUGGGUUUCAAUUUCGGUAGGGGUCUUACACUCAUCGUGGACUCGCGCAGACUGAAACUCAUGCACCAUUACCAUGGUGCACCAGUCCAACAGCCUAUAGCGAUUUAGCAGUAGCCGUACAGAUGUGCAUCCACCAGUAGUACUAGAACUACCAUAAGCACUACAGCCAACAUGGACUCGGGCAGAAGACCCAUGGCCCAUGUCGAGCUUCUCUGCCGUUGUCUCAUGCUUGGGCUAAGCCCAAUUUGAUUUCUGUUCUGAAUUUUGUAAGGCCUACAAUAAGCGUUGCU
This is a messenger RNA of Drosophila miranda, 637 nucleotides long. RefSeq names its product protein germ cell-less-like. The transcript is spliced from 2 exons. The coding region runs from base 195 to 455 and encodes 86 amino acids. NCBI's taxonomy places the organism in Eukaryota, Metazoa, Arthropoda, Insecta, Diptera, Drosophilidae. The record is from RefSeq and is a predicted model, not a curated record.